UUCUAAAUUGGUUAACCGAGUUUGUACGAUUUGAAAAUACUCACUGCGAUAAUAUUGCAUUUUGUUAUUACUUUGUACGAUACGAAUGUACUGAAAAGGACGCUAUAUUAUAAUAAUGGAUCUCGAUCAUAGUAAAAUGUCGAAGAAACCUUAAAACUGCUAUAAUAUUAUUAGAUAUAUUCCGUGAUAUGAUAUAUCGAAUGUUAUUUUGAGGUUAGUAAAGUUUAUAAUCGUCCAGUUUGCGACAAUACGUGUUUUUAUUAAAUAUGCAAAGUUGUAAGAAUUAAUCUACGCUAUCGCGUAUAUUAACGAGGAGAUCGAUCGUUUAAAUUAAUAACGUGAAAUGGAUAAACUAACCAUCAUUUCGGGAGCUCUAUUUUUGGCAGCUGAUAUGUUUGCAAUCGUUAGUCUGGGAAUGCCUGACUGGAUUAUAACUGAUGUUGGCGGAGAUACGCGAUUAGGUCUUAUGUUGUCUUGUAUGACGUUGUACAACAGGCCACGAGUUUGUUAUACGCCUGAUUUGGAGCCAGAAUGGUUACUAGCCCUUGUUUUUAUAUUGGUCGGAUGUAUUUUAAUAACAACAACUGUAAUAUUGCUGAUCAGUUCGCAUUGGGACCGUAAUGUAAUUCCUUACGCACGAUGGGUUGGAUUUACAGCGAUGGUACUAUUUUGCUUAGCGGCUGUUCUAUUUCCAAUGGGUUUUUACAUUGACGAAAUUGGUGGACAACCGUACCAAUUACCAAAUUCACAUCAAGUUGGAAUCUCUUAUAUCCUCUUUGUUCUGGCACUAUGGAUCACAGUUAUUUCUGAACUUUUUGCAGGAAAAGUAUGUUUACCACAUUUUUAGCGUUACGCGAUGAUAUUUUCUAAUUAUGCCCUUUAUACUAGUUUCUUUUUAAUAUUCAGUAUUAUAUAUUUUGAAAGGGAUUACAUUUCAAAGUUCAGCGAGACUUUAUUAGAUUGGGCUAAAAUUUCUUAAAGAAACGACAUCUUUUCAAUCCAUUAUACCUACUGAUUUGCUUUUCUUACGUAUUACGGUUAGUAAGCAAAAAUAAUUGUAAUAUAAAAAGUAAGUAAGUAAAAGUAAGUUAAAAAAUAUCCAAGUUACGCUAAAGAAUUACUUGUCUACUUGUCAGUCCAUUGUAUUGUCCAAAUUAUUAGAGCAAUGUAUGCUUAUAACAAUUUGAGAAUUGCUAUCCAAUACUGCUGAUAUUAAGAUCAGCAGAGAGCCACUUUUAGAUAUUACGUUUCAAAUAGUUUUUACUCGUUAAACAGAAUUUUCCAUGUGCUAUAGAAAUACAUGAUGAAGUAAAAUAUU
Vespula vulgaris is the source of this 1318-nucleotide messenger RNA. RefSeq lists its product as uncharacterized. NCBI's taxonomy places the organism in Eukaryota, Metazoa, Arthropoda, Insecta, Hymenoptera, Vespidae. The record is from RefSeq and is a predicted model, not a curated record. Gene Ontology annotation, cellular component: Golgi apparatus; ciliary membrane. Bases 344 to 847 code for a protein of 167 amino acids. The transcript is spliced from 3 exons. Gene Ontology annotation, biological process: negative regulation of smoothened signaling pathway.